CCACAAAAGCAGACGCCACGUCCGUCGUGGAAGCCCACAACAGACUCCGCGACAGAGUGGCGGCCGGCAGAGAGCGCCGCGGCAGACCUGGACCCCAGCCAGCGGCCGCCGACAUGAACGUUCUGGUGUGGGACGAUGAAUUGGCAAGGGUUGCCCAGCGGUGGGCUGACCAGUGCACGUUUGGUCAUGACUCUUGCAGGGAUGUUGAAAGGUUUAAAGUUGGUCAAAAUGUCUAUCUCUCCAGCACCACAGGACCAAUAAGAGGAGCUGAGUGGUCGACAGCGGUUCAAGCUUGGUAUGAUGAGGUCAGAGCUUUCAGCAAAAACAUUGUCAACAAAUAUCAAUUCAGUGCAGAAACUGGACACUACUCACAGGUAGUGUGGGGCAACACAAAAUACAUUGGCUGUGGCUACACAGUCUACAAUGAGACAAGUCGGUGGACAACCCAGUUGUACGUUUGCAACUACGGACCAGCUGGGAACUUCAUAGGGCGUCGUGUCUACACAAUUGGCAGAAGUUGCUCCAGGUGUCCCAGAGGAUGCCAUAGCACCUACACUUCACUGUGUGCCUAGUGAGAAGAAUUAAACAUCAACAGUUACCAUACCACAGUUUUGUUAUACGACGAGAUUGCAACAGUUAUUGGAUAGCAUGAACCAAAGACUCAAUUUAGUAUAUGAAACAAAAAGUGGUUAGUCUUUCUUCAGACUGUUUCACACUCACAGGACAUCAGUCACCCAAAGCCACUUGCAUACGACCUGUAUUUUCUAUGAGGGAAGGGUUUAGGAUUAAAUUAUCUUUCCAAAUUCUGAUCUUUUUUGAAUGCAUAAUGCUUUGCGUAAUUGCUAAAUAAAAAAUAUG
Molecule: messenger RNA, 858 nt
Organism: Schistocerca cancellata (South American locust)
Lineage: Eukaryota; Metazoa; Arthropoda; Insecta; Orthoptera; Acrididae
Product: venom allergen 5.02-like
Exons: 4
Coding region: 114-572 (152 amino acids)
Cellular component (GO): extracellular region
Source: RefSeq, a predicted model, not a curated record